CGCCGCUUCAUCGGAUUGUCAGCUGAAAUUCGGAAAGAUAUUCCUGAGGAAUUUCAUCUCUGAGUGACAUGUACGAGUACCACUGCAGCAAGAGGCAAUGGCUUCCCUUAGCCAAAUCUUCCUUGUUCUGAUGAUUAUGUCUUCUUUCUGUUCCGGUGGAAGCCGGAAGGAAUUGCGAGAUAAAGAAAAUGUGGGUACACAGUCGAGUCUUGAGUUUGGAUCUAAAUCUGUGGACCCAAGACGCGUUCUUCAACUUUCAUGGCAACCAAGGGUCUUCCUUUACCGCGGGUUCUUGUCAGAGGAAGAGUGUGAUCAUCUGAUAUCUCUGAGAAAAGAAACUUCAGAGGUUAACUCAGGGGAUGCUGAUGGAAAGACGCGAUUUGCUAGUUCUUCGUACGUCAUAGAUGUGCCGGAUCCAACAGUUGCUGGGAUUGAAGAAAGAAUUUCUGCGUGGACUUUCCUCCCAAGAGAGAACAGCGGUCCGAUCAAGGUAAGAAGUUACACUUCGGAGAAGUCAGGCAAUAAGCUGGAUUAUUUUGGAGAAGAAUCUAGCUCGCUUGAAACUUUGUUGGCAACCGUCAUUCUCUACGUCUCAAACACAACUCAAGGCGGAGAGCUUCUCUUCCCAAAUUCAGAGGUAAAACCCAAAAAGAGUUGGUCUGACUGUUCAGAGACUGGUAACAUCUUAAGACCAGUAAAAGGAAACGCAGUUCUGUUCUUCACCAGACACUUGAAUGCAUCUCUGGAUCAGACAAGCACUCAUUUUAGAUGCCCUGUGCUGAAAGGGGAACUGUUGGUGGCGACAAAACUGAUAUAUGCAAAGAAGAAGAAGCAAGCAAGAAAUGAUGAGAGUGGUGGUGAAUGCAGUGAUGAAGAUGACAACUGUCGACGAUGGGCUGAGCUUGGGGAGUGCAAGAAAAACCCUGUCUAUAUGAUUGGCUCUCCUGAUUACUUCGGUACCUGCAGAAAGAGUUGUAACGCUUGUUGAUUCUUGAAAGCAUUCUCAUCACAAUGGUAAUAACUGAAACUGGACAAUUUUUUUUUUUUUUUCUAUCUCUUAACAUAUUCAAAUUUGUCAAGCUCCCAAGUCCCAACAUAUCAGUACCUUUUUCCUUCAAAGUGUGUCCACAUAUACUGUAACUACCGUAUUUUAAUACUUUUUUCGGAGAAACACAAAUUUUCCUACAUUUAAAAUAUUCCAUCAAAUCAGAG
Thlaspi arvense is the source of this 1212-nucleotide messenger RNA. The record is from the annotation of a GenBank genome assembly. NCBI's taxonomy places the organism in Eukaryota, Viridiplantae, Streptophyta, Magnoliopsida, Brassicales, Brassicaceae.